This is a messenger RNA of Adineta ricciae, 312 nucleotides long. The record is from the annotation of a GenBank genome assembly. NCBI's taxonomy places the organism in Eukaryota, Metazoa, Rotifera, Eurotatoria, Adinetida, Adinetidae.
AUGCAUGAAUUACAUCAUUUAAGAUGUAAGGAAACAAAGAAAGUAUCACAAGAACAACAAGCAAUGGAAGAGAAAAAGAAAGAAGAACCAAUUGUGAAAAAUCUUCGUAGUCGUACUAUUGUAUAUCCAACAAGCAAACCACUUCAAUAUUCAACGUCUAAUGCACCAGCUAGAAUUCUUCAUCAUCGACAUACUGCAUCUUCUGUCUAUCCAUCAAAAGAUCAUCUUGUUCCUCAAGCUUUGCUUCCCGAAAAAAAGAAAUGCAUUCUGGUCGUCCGAAGACUGUUUUAUCAGAACAAGGCAAAGAUUUAA